Molecule: messenger RNA, 3874 nt
Organism: Engraulis encrasicolus (European anchovy)
Lineage: Eukaryota; Metazoa; Chordata; Actinopteri; Clupeiformes; Engraulidae
Gene: fstb
Product: follistatin b
Exons: 6
Coding region: 829-1794 (321 amino acids)
Biological process (GO): multicellular organism development; cell differentiation
Molecular function (GO): protein binding
Source: RefSeq, a predicted model, not a curated record
UGCCUCGUUCACUGUAAUGUAAUACUCCUGUGGCUCUUUUGAAACAGGAUUUGUUAGGCUAUAUUUACAAGUUUGACCCGAGGGAGGACCAAACAACUGUCUCAACAGGGUCUAUUAUUAGCACGCAGUAUUCCCCACAUUUAUUAGCAUCAGUAAGAAUCUACUGAGAUGACAUACAUUUUUAUGGGGAAAGUCCAAGAGUUCAGGAGGCAAUGUCUAGCAAUGUCUAGUGACUACAUUUUGCGUCUGACGAAUUUGUAUUAAAUACAGGUCGUCCUCCAGUUUCAAAAUCCACAAUCAUUAUGCAGUUCCAAAAGAUGGUCCAAUUGGUCCGCUUUGUUUUACAGAGUCAGUGAAAUAUUCUCUUGAUAUGGAAUAGUCUAUUCCUUAUUGUUGAUUGCUGUAUGGUGAACUUUGCACGGGCACAGCAUUUCUUCAGUGCGCAAAUUGAAUAGCAGAGAGACGCAUUCAUUGACCCAUCAUCAUCAUCCAGCGGUCUGAAAGGUAGGCUAUGUCGGAUAUCAGGAGGCGAAUAAAACAUUUGCUGCGCACCACGACAUGGCAACACCAAGGCUUCUGGUCUUGAAGACAGUCGCCAACCAUAAAGUCACCUGAUAUAUUUUGGUGAGGGGAACUUUUAUAAUACUUUCUCCACCCCCCAGAACUUUGAAGACCGCCCACCUCAGACAUUCGGCAAGAGACCCUCAUAUAGAUUUAAAAGCGAGUCAGAAUCCGGGUGAAUGACAGUCAUUGAGAGCGGGACAUCGUCAGCAGAAAACUCCGCUGGCUAUCUUUGUCGCUCACACCACAAGUCCCUAUUCGCCGAGGAUGCUACGGUCACUGCAGCUUCGCCAAAGCGUCAUCGCGCUGUGGCUGUGGUUCGCACAUUUUAUGGAUGAACACAAAGUGCAAGCUGGCAAUUGUUGGCUUCAGCAAGGGAAAAACGGGAGGUGUCAGGUCCUGUACAUGUCUGGGAUGAGUCGGGAAGAGUGCUGCAGGGGAGGCCGCCUUGGCACCGCAUGGACCGAGGAGGACGUUCCGAACAACACGCUCUUCCGGUGGUUGAUAUUUAAUGGCGGAGCUCCAAACUGCAUACCAUGCAAAGAGACAUGUGACAACGUAGACUGCGGCCCGGGCAAGAGGUGCAAGAUGAACAAAAGGGACAAGCCUCGCUGUGUGUGCGCGCCAGACUGUUCCAACCCCACCUGGAAGGGCCCGGUGUGCGGCUCAGACGGCAAGACAUAUCGCUCGGAAUGCGCGCUCCUCAGGGCGCGCUGCAAGCGGCAUCCGGACCUAACAGCCCAGUACCAGGGCAAGUGCCGAAAGACGUGCCAUGAUGUGAAGUGUCCGGGCUCCUCCACCUGCGUGGUGGACCAGACCAACAGUGCCUUCUGCGUGACGUGCCACCGCCUGUGCCCGGAGGCCUCCCUGCCCGAGCAGUACCUCUGUGGCAACGACGGCGUCGUCUAUGCCAGCGCGUGCCACCUACGCAGGGCCACCUGUAUCCUGGGACGCUCCAUCGGAGUCGCCUACGAGGGAAAAUGCAUAGAUGCCCACUCCUGCGACGACAUUCCGUGCCGCGGCAGCAGGAAGUGUCUAUGGGACAGCCGCUCGGGCCGGGGACGCUGCGCCGUGUGCGAGGACGACGCGUGUCACGAGGGGGCUGGCGGCGGCGAGAGCGUCUGCGCCAGCGACAACACCACCUACCCCAGCGAGUGUGCCAUGAAGCAGGCUGCCUGCCAGAAGGGACAGGUCCUGGAGGUCAAGCACGCCGGCUCCUGCAACUGUUUAUAGGCUUACAAGCCCCCACAACUGACCCCGCAACCUCAACUUCAGUCCCCCCCUCUCCACCUCCACCGCCAUCUCCACACUUCAUCACUCCAUCACUCCGUCCCUCCGUCCGCCCGUCCGUCCCGCGGGCCCUUGUGCAGAAUGGCAUUGCGUAAUCUCACUGGCUGCUGACUGUUGGCCAGCGGAGCGAGGAGAAGAGAGGAGAGUGAGCCAGGAGGAGAGAGUGAGGAGAAGAGAAGAGAGUGAGCUCGGAAAAGAGAAGAGAGUGAGUGUGGAGAAGAGAAGAGAAGAGAGUGAGUGUCACAGCAGCCGCAGCAUGAAGCAGUGCGAAGGAGGCAGCAGCAGCAGUGACAACAGCAGCCUCAGCAAAGCAGAUCACAGAGCAGAGCGGACCAGGCCCGGCCCGGCCCGACCCGACCCACUCACUGGCCCACAGCCACUUGGGAACACAGUACUGUGAAGAGAAGAGAAAGGAGAGAAGAAGAAAAAAGAGAGAAUGAGAGAGGAGAGGAGGGGGAGGGCGGGGAGGAAGAUGGCCCCCAUUGGCAGCCAUGGUCUGUCAUUUUUCAGAAGUGUCUGUGAGACGUGUAUUCAUGUGGUCAGCUGACACACAUUAUACCUGCAUACACAUAUAUGUUUUUUUUUGUUUUGUUUUGUUUUGUAUAUGUACAGAAUACACAAUGACAUACUUGUUUUAUAUCCCAUCGUGUACAGUAGCCAUCUUUGGAGAGCGGAAGGAGGACCAUGUAGGAAGGAAAACGAGGAACCGGAUAACAUGGAUUUACUAGUCAUAAUGGACACACGCACACACACACAUACACAGUCGCACAUGCGCGCGCGCACGCACACACACACACACACACACACACAGACACAGUCACACAGACGUACACAUACAGACACGUAUGCACUACGCACGCAUGCACACACACACAGACACACAAACAGAUGCACGCACGCACACACACAGACGCAUGCACACACACUCACACACACACACACGCACACACACUGGUUCGACAUCAAUAAUGGGACACUCCAGUCUGCAACAGAGUCGGUGUGUGUGCACAUCUGUAUAUACUGCGCGCGGGCUUAUUUAUUGGACACGGAAGGAAACAGACUCGCUAAUGUCUCAUUGUGUCCUGGAUGUCUAUUUAUAAUACACAUUGUUUUGUUUGGUUUGUUUUGUUUCGAUGUCUCUAUUUAUAUACAUCUGCAGUGUCUGACCGACUGUAUACAUCUAUAUCUCACUCUUUGUAUAUUCCCCUUCUAGAGAAAUAUUAUUUAUUAUGAUGAGGUGCAAUGCCACCCCGGUGAACCCUGCAGUCAGAGUGGCGUUGGGAAGCUGUAUAUUGCCUAUUUUUGGUGAUCUGUGUAUUGUAUGCUCCUGUUGUUGGUCUCUUUGUUUUUGUUUUUUUUGUUUUUUUUUUAUCAACGGUCUUUGUACGUACGUAAGUGGAAUACAGUGUUAACUUGCAUGUGGUUUUUAUUUCACGGAAAACCUGAAGCUCACUAAUACUACAUGUAUGGCUAUAGUGUGAGACAUGGGAUCUGUUGUUGUUUACAAUUCAAAGCUGACCAAAGGGGCUUUGUUCAUUUCCCCCCCCCCCCCGAAUGCAUCUUGUGUUUUUACUUUUUUUCACUUUUUUUUUUCUCGGAAGCAUCUCAUUUUGUGUAAGAGCGGGUUGUACAGCCAGAGUGUGUUGCAUUUUUUUUCUAUAUGUAGUUGUGAAAGUCCAUUGAUUUUUGAGUCCAUUGAGUGUGUCUGUCCCACACUUUGGUUGUCUGAAAUGUGCCAUUGAUCAAGCUUGACCGCCAUUCAUGCCAAUACUGCAGUCAGUGUCCUGUUCGUUCAGAGUACAGCAACGGAAACCCACAUUGGUUUAUCAUGAUGUACAGACAUUAACUCAAUAUCAAUGUUUGCAUUAUAUAUUUUUUUCUCAUUAAUAUAUAUUUUUUCUCUUUAUGUAUUUUUUUUUAAAUGUUAUAGAUCAGUUAUAAAUGUAUAGUUUUGUAUUUUUAAUGUAAAUGUCUAAUGUAUAUAAAUGGUUACAAUGCUAUUUCUAAAGGAACAUAUGGCAUA